AUGGCGACCAUCGCAUCCAGACCUGCCGAACCCCUGGUGCCAUCGCUGGUGGCGCCCCGCUGCGGCCGCGCUGCGCCCCGUCCUCCGCGCGUCGGGUCCGGCGGAAACGCCGCGGUGGUGGCAACGGCGGCGCUGGCGCGGUCCAAGCGAAGGCGAGGGAAGGCGAAGCCGAUGCCGGAGGAUCAGGCAGUUUAUCCGGCCAAAGAUCUUUGCAGCCGAUGUGGCUUUUGCAAUACCUCUCUGGUUGGCCGAGUCCAAGAGGCUUGUGCCUUCCUUGGCGACGGCAUGGCACGACUCGACCAGCUGGAGGAACGCGUACAUGGUCGACAGCGGAACCUCGAGGAUGAGAUGGAGCUGUACUUUGGCGUGACCGUGGAGGACGGCGUGGUUCCCCUGCAGGUCCUCCCCGAGCAGCGCCCGGCUCAGCGCGCCUGGACCGGCCUCGUCACCUCCAUGGCCUGCGCCCUGCUGGCUGCGGGCCGCGUGGACGCCGUGCUCUGCGUAGCCUCGGCGGCCGAGAGCCCCAAGAAGCGGCUGGAGCCGAGGCCUAUCCUGGCGCGAACGGUGGAGGAGGUCUUGAAAUGUGGUGGAGUGAAACCCAUGUUGUCUCCCAACUUGCUGCCGUUGGAAGAACUGUGGCAGGUUCGUGGUGAAGACAUCAAACGGCUUCUCUUCAUUGGUGUGGGAUGUCAAGUACAAGCGCUUCGCUCGGUCGAGGAGGAUUUGGGGCUGGAUGAACUGUACGUCCUGGGGACGAACUGUGUGGAUAACCCCAGGGACUCCGAGGCGCUUCAGCGUUUUCUGCGGAGUGCCAGUGAGACACCGGAGACGGCUGUGGGCUUUGAAUUUAUGCAGGAUAAUCGUAUCCAUGUGAAGCAUGCAGAUGGGCGCUAUGAGCAAAUCCCGGUAUUUGCAUUGAAGGAGCCUGAGAAUUGCACUGGGGUCAUUGCGAAGUCUUGCUAUGCAUGUUUUGACUAUGUGAAUGCCCUCACCGACCUGACGGUUGGAUAUAUGGCAGCCCCAUGGCAAGGUGGUCGUAUGACGGAGCAUCAGCAGUACUGCGUGGUGCGCAACCAGAAGGGUCAGCAGAUGUUGGACCUACUGGCAGAGAAACUGGACGUGGGUCAGGCAUCCAGCCUGGUGCCCAACGGUUGGUCCCUGCCACGUUCCCAGCUGGUGCCCUCGGUGCUGUCCCCGGAGCUGGACUUGGCCUUCGGCCGUCGCCGGCGCCGCGAACCGCCGCCGCGGUGGCUGGCGGAGCUGUUGAGCGACGUCGUCACAGCCUUGGGGCCCAGGGGGGUGGAGUUUGCCAAGGGAUCCAUUGAUCGAGCAGCGUUGAGAAAUUUGGUCUGCUUGGAGGUGGACUUGCUUCGACAGCGUGCAGGGCCAGGGCGAGAGCUGGAGGAGAUCCUCCCGCGACAUGCCAAGGUGAUCCGGGCGAGAUAUCACGAGCUGCUUCAGGAGAUGCUGGAGAAGUAUCAAGGUGCUCAAGUGCAGUAGCCGCAUAGCAACCACUACGUGGCAGAGCCAAGUCCCACGGGCUUCUUUCGUUGCAGCGGCCGGCCUCUCGCGUUUGACGUGGACAUUUUCAGAUGGCCGUGCCGGUGAAGUGCUGUGACUUUUUGCCCAUUGCUGGAGGAAAAGAUCCAUGAACAUCUCGUGGCCGAAAACUCGAAAACUCCGUGACAUUCAAAAAUCGAUCACCAGUAGGUUGGACCCUGAGUAGCUGCGUUGAAA
Messenger RNA from Cladocopium goreaui, 1737 nucleotides. The record is from the annotation of a GenBank genome assembly. Lineage: Eukaryota; Dinophyceae; Suessiales; Symbiodiniaceae.